Messenger RNA from Hyaloscypha bicolor E, 539 nucleotides. RefSeq lists its product as uncharacterized. The transcript has 2 exons. Lineage: Eukaryota; Fungi; Ascomycota; Leotiomycetes; Helotiales; Hyaloscyphaceae. The record is from RefSeq and is a predicted model, not a curated record. Bases 144 to 446 code for a protein of 100 amino acids.
GCCGGUAGACCGUCUUCAACUGAAAUCAUUGAGCCGUCAGUACUCAGAGGUCUUGUUAGAUAUCACCCUUGAGAAUCACUUCUCACCUCUAUCUGACUUUUUCUGAAGACCGUAGCAAUGCCUUCACAACGCUGCCUUCAAAAAUGGAAGACUCCAAACUUCUUCCCCCAGGAAUUCGAGACCCUUCUCGUCGAGUUCUCACGAACACGGGUGUAAAAGACAAAGCCACAAUCGAAAAGUACGGUGCAGAGACAAACGAAAAAUAUGGAAGCUAUCGCGAAGAGCUCAGCCCAGCCACCGGUACCUUAGGUGUCGUCCUCCGCGACUCAACUUUGACUUUUAAAACUGGAGGAACCACUGUGAUACCAAUCGGCACCAAACAUCGGUUCUUCAACCUCGGAGGAGGAGACCGUCAGGUUUCUGGGCAAGGUCGUGCCUGCACAUGAGGGUUUCGAAAAUAGUUUAUAGGCUAGCUGGGGAAGGAGAGUGUGAUGCUCAGGGACUGCCAAAGAGCUAUAUGCAUUUUCGCUUGACGGCGG